AUGAUAUCUCCGCUCGUCCUCGCCGCGAGCGCGAGCGGAGUGCUGAUCUUCGCCCAACGCCCUCUGUCCGUGCUCUCCUUUACCGGCCCCGACCGGCACCGCUUCCUGCACGGGCUGUGCACCGCCGACGUCAACGCGCUGCGCGGAGCGGGCGUCGCGGAGUCGGCAGUGGUGGACGCCGCCGGCAACACGCAGGACUUACUCACCGUCUUGGAUGGCGGCGGCGACGAGCUGCUUGCGCUUGGCGAGCCGGGCCGCGGGUCGGAGCUGCACGCCUUUUUCGACCGCUACCUCUUCCCGGCGGACGCCGUGAGCGUUGCCGAGGCGUCCGGCGAGUACUCGUGCUACGAGGUGGUCGGGGAGGCGGCUGGCUCGCUCCUGGCAGACGCGCUCGGCAGCGAGUUGCCGCACCCGCUGCCGGCAAACGGCGAGGUGCGCCGCCUUGACGGCUCUGCCGCGUGGCUGCUCGGCAGCGGCGCGCUGGCUGCAGCUGCGCCCGCCGCAGCGCAGGAGGGAGAGCGAAGCUUCUCCGUCCUGCUCAAGGACGAGCCGCGGCUGGCGGGGCGCUGCGCGUGCGGCGGGGCCUGCCUCGCCGUGGCGCGGAGUUUGCUGCCGCCGGGGCCGCGCUGA
This is a messenger RNA of Emiliania huxleyi CCMP1516, 630 nucleotides long. RefSeq lists its product as hypothetical. The transcript has 2 exons. Lineage: Eukaryota; Haptophyta; Isochrysidales; Noelaerhabdaceae. Bases 1 to 630 code for a protein of 209 amino acids. The record is from RefSeq and is a predicted model, not a curated record. Gene Ontology annotation, molecular function: protein binding.